Molecule: messenger RNA, 2306 nt
Organism: Camellia sinensis
Lineage: Eukaryota; Viridiplantae; Streptophyta; Magnoliopsida; Ericales; Theaceae
Product: low affinity inorganic phosphate transporter 1
Biological process (GO): transmembrane transport; phosphate ion transport
Cellular component (GO): membrane
Molecular function (GO): phosphate transmembrane transporter activity
Source: RefSeq, a predicted model, not a curated record
UGGAUUAUAUCUAUAUAUAGUAUUCAUUUUGUUGACCUUGAAAUGCUAUUUUUCUUAAUUGCUUUCACAUGCUUCCCUAAGCUGUCAUAUUCAAUACGUCAUAUUCUCACCUAGCUUUUGAAAAACCAUUUGUAAGCAUGAGACGUUUCAAAACUGUAGAAAAAAUUGGCCUCCUUUGUCUUCUUUUUGAAAUAUCCAAUCUAUCAUGUUUCUUGCAUGACCUUUCAGUUGUCUAAACUAGGAUGAGCUAACUCACCUUCUGGACUCUUCCAAGUCUAACGGCAUUAUUAUGUACUAAACAGCUAAUGUGUUUCUUUUUUUGUGGGCUGUAUUGGGGGGAGGGGCGAGUCGAACUUGAGUUGAACCCGUGACUUCCUAGUCAGGAUAUAGAAGUUGCAAGGAAAAUUAGACCUGUGAAAGAGAUUCUGAAUUAAGUCAGACAUGGCCAAAGAACAGUUGCAAGUGCUCAAUGCACUUGAUGUGGCCAAAACACAAUGGUAUCACUUCACUGCAAUCGUAAUUGCCGGCAUGGGUUUCUUCACCGACGCAUAUGAUCUGUUUUGCAUCUCUUUAGUCACGAAGUUACUCGGCCGCAUAUACUACCAUAACGAUGGCGAUGCUAAACCGGGGUCUUUGCCUCCUAAUGUCUCAGCUGCAGUGAAUGGUGUUGCUUUUUGUGGUACCCUUGCUGGCCAACUCUUCUUCGGGUGGCUCGGUGACAAGAUGGGUCGAAAAAGAGUCUAUGGCAUGACCCUUAUGGUCAUGGUUAUCGCUGCAAUUGCCUCUGGCCUUUCCUUUGGCAAAAGUGCAAAAGGCGUGAUGACCACACUCUGUUUCUUUCGCUUCUGGCUAGGAUUUGGCAUCGGUGGCGACUACCCUCUUUCUGCUACCAUUAUGUCCGAGUACGCCAACAAAAGAACUCGCGGUGCCUUCAUUGCUGCGGUGUUUGCCAUGCAAGGUUUUGGGAUUUUAACCGGUGGAAUGGUUGCAUGUAUUAUUUCUGCAUCAUUUAAGGCCAAAUUUCCUGCCCCAGCAUAUCAAGACAAUCCUCUUGGCUCCACAGUUCCUGAAGCUGAUUAUGUUUGGCGCAUAAUUCUGAUGUUUGGUGCGAUCCCUGCUGCACUUACUUAUUACUGGCGAAUGAAAAUGCCUGAAACUGCCCGUUACACGGCCUUAAUUGCCAAGAAUGCCAAACAGGCCGCUGCUGACAUGUCCAAAGUGUUGCAAGUUGAGCUAGAAGCGGAACAAGAAAAAGUUGAAAAGCUUUCUGGAGAUAAAGGCAAUGAUUUUGGUUUGUUUUCAAAACAGUUUCUUCGUCGCCAUGGCCUUCACUUGCUUGGAACCACCACUACAUGGUUCUUGCUCGACAUUGCCUUUUACAGUCAAAACCUUUUCCAAAAGGACAUUUUCAGUGCAAUCGGGUGGAUUCCCGAUGCCAAGACAAUGAAUGCCAUUGAAGAGGUUUUCAGAAUAUCAAGAGCUCAGACUCUCAUUGCUCUCUGCAGUACUGUCCCCGGGUAUUGGUUCACCGUGGCAUUAAUCGACAAAAUAGGGCGCUUCACCAUUCAGUUAAUGGGAUUUUUCUUCAUGACAGUGUUCAUGUACGCCUUAGCUAUUCCUUACAAUCACUGGACUCAUAAGGAGAACCGAAUUGGGUUCGUUGUCAUGUACUCGCUAACCUUCUUUUUCGCCAAUUUUGGUCCAAAUGCAACGACUUUUGUUGUCCCCGCUGAGAUUUUCCCUGCAAGGCUACGAUCUACGUGUCAUGGCAUAUCAGCAGCAUCUGGGAAAGCUGGGGCAAUUGUUGGGGCAUUUGGGUUCUUAUAUGCAGCUCAGAAUCAGGACCCGACUAAGACAGAUAAAGGGUAUCCACCGGGUAUUGGUGUUAGGAAUGCGCUCAUGGUUCUUGGGGGAGUCAAUUUCUUGGGUAUGGUGUUUACAUUCUUGGUGCCUGAGUCAAAAGGAAAAUCAUUGGAGGAAAUGUCUCAAGAGAACGAGGAAGAUGAGGAUGGAUCGACGGAGAUGAGACAGCAGACCAGUCAUGACAUUAGGACAGUUCCGGUUUAAUAAGAAUUUCUCAUAUAAUGCUGCUCUCUUUAGUAUAGUUAUCAGUCCACCUAGUAGUUUAAUGUCUUUGAGCACACAUCUUAGGAUGAAAAAAAGCUUGUAGUGCUUCACCUUCAUGUUCAUCUUGAGAUAUGUAAUAAGCUUGCUGCUUUCUUCUGUUUAACUAGUGGUGAUACUCUUAAGUUCUGUCUGGCUUUAAUCUUGUUUGUUAAUGGAGAAAAUGUGUAGUCCUCUCUCUC